CCUCCUCCUCCUUCCACGCGUCUGGACUCCCAAGUGUGUGCAUCUGUGUGUAUGUGUUUGCGCGCGCGUGCGGCUGGCGCUUAAUUUGCAGACGCUCCCCGGCCAGGCCGGAGAGAACGUCCUUCAGGGCCGGUGGCAGUGCCGGGUACAGUGGCCGCCCGAUCCCGGCGCGCACCAUGCCAGACUCUUGCCAAGAUGCCCAGCCCGACCUCUACCGCGACACGUGGGUGCGCUACCUGGGUUAUGCCAAUGAAGUGGGAGAGGCCUUCAGAGCUAUUGUGCCCACUUCCGCGGUGUGGCUGAGUUACGGGGUGGCCAGCUCCUACGUGGUAGCGGAUGCUGUGGACAAGGGCAAGAAGGCUGGAGCUUCCCUGAGUCCAGAGUCGGGCAGGACCACCAAGAUGGCGGUGGCCGUGGUGGACACAUUCGUCUGGCAAGCGCUGGCCUCUGUGGCCAUCCCGGGCUUCACCAUCAACCGUCUGUGCGCCGCUUCUCUCUACGUCCUCAGCAGGGCCACCAGCUGGCCCCUGGCCGCCCGCAAGUGGACGACCACGGCACUGGGGCUGAUGGCCAUUCCCGUCAUCAUUCACCCCAUCGACAGGUCUGUGGAUUUCUUGAUGGACUCCAGCCUCCGUAAAAUCUACCCUUCUCAGGAGAAGCCCAGCUCUGCUUGAUGCAGAGCCCUGUCUUGGGCCAGCUCUUCCUGCAUGCCAACUGACAUCCCAUCUGCCCAAAGGAUGCUUCCUGGAAAUCUCCAAAGUGGGGACCUGUGUACCUGAAAUCAUAGAACAUUCGAUCUCAGUGGACCCCAGAGAUCAUCCUGUCCACCCCUUAUUUGAUAGAGGAGGAAGCUGAUGGUCAUAGUGGAGGAAGGACCGUUCCCCUGGGUUAUACUGUGAAGUUAGUGGAGGAGCCAGCUCCUGGGGCUGCUGGGUUAUGGUUUCCCUCACUCCCACCCCCAACCAACACUGUGUAGGAAGCAUCCCACCCCCUACCCUCACCCUGCCCAUUGUGACUUUUACAAAGUGCUUCCCUCCCAAUGCCUCUGAGAGGGACUUGGUGCCAGUACUUUGAGUCUGUUUGAUGGAUGAUGAAACAGGCUCAGAGAGGGAAAACGAUGUGUCUGAAGUGCUCAGGGAGAAUUAUGGGAGAGUGCAAUACCAGCCAGAGUGGUUGGAGGUCUCAAUGGAAGCUGGGAGGGAGGGAAUCCCAGGAUACUGUGACCCAAUUGUGCAGAGCCAAGAAGACUCCUUCCUACCCUGUCUCUGUCCUGGUGAAGGCUGCCCAGAGGUGGGCCUGCCAAGUGGCCCCACUGGACUCUGGGUGGCUGGGACUUCUCUAGGUGCUCAAUAAAUACAAAUUGAGUCCA
Molecule: messenger RNA, 1369 nt
Organism: Dromiciops gliroides (monito del monte)
Lineage: Eukaryota; Metazoa; Chordata; Mammalia; Microbiotheria; Microbiotheriidae
Gene: MTFP1
Product: mitochondrial fission process 1
Exons: 4
Coding region: 177-674 (165 amino acids)
Biological process (GO): mitochondrial fission
Cellular component (GO): mitochondrion
Source: RefSeq, a predicted model, not a curated record